CCGAUAGAUCUUGGUACGCGAUUUUGGUGAACCCUUAAUGUAAGAUAUCCCAUAUAUUGUGGUCAAUACUGAACAUAAGUGUUUGCAAAACCUGGGUCUCUAAGUCAUAUUGGUAUAUCAGAUUGAGAUAAAGAAAAUAAGGGAAGCUAUUUUGUCGAAUUACUUCUCUUGAACUACCUGGUGUGCUAGCAGUUUCUGAUUGGUGGUGUACCCCUAAAUCUCUAGAUUCUCGUAAUGGGCAAGGAUCGGAGAAUUUUAUAAAGGAGGGGAGUCCCUCUUCUCAUCGUGCCUAGCCAUUCGUAUCCCAUAUACGGCAGACUUCGACAGAGAAGGGAAGACUUCAUUCUCAAUAGUUCCUGCUGGUUUGUACUGGUGUUCUCGAUAGCUCUGCUGGCACUAAUCAGUUAUGGAUGGAACUAUUGUUCAACGACAUUUGACUGGAAUUGAACCACUAAGUGGUUCAAAUUUCAAGAAAUGGAAGUCGCAGCUUGAAAUUGUUUUAGGAUGGAUGGAAUAUGACAUCUCCCUCACUGAAGAAAUGCCUGCAGUACCUGAACCAACUGCAACUAAAUCUGCUAAGACAGAAUAUCUCAAAUGGAUGAAAGCUAACAAGAUGGCAAUGAUGAUCAUUAAGUCCUCAAUAGGAGAUGAUAUUAGACGUGGGAUUCCAUCUAAAGAUACCGUGAAAGAGCUAAUGGAAGACAUAGAGGAUCAGUUUACAGGGUCUAAGAAGGCACUUCAGUUUACCUAUUUAACCCAGCUCAUUUCACUCAAGUAUGACGGACAUGGAAAUGUUCGUGAGCACAUCCCCAAGUUGUCAAAGCUUGUUAUUUCUCUCAAGGAGUUAGAGAUGGAUUUGGGUACUGAUUUCUUGUUCAUUUAGCUGUUGCGUCUCUUCCCCAUUCCUUUGAAACUUUCAAAGUAAACUAUAAUGCUCAAGAAAAGACAUGGACCGUGAAAGAUUUGAUAGCUUAUUGUGUGAUGGAAGAGGAACGCCAAAAACAAGGAAAUGUUGAAUCUGCUAAUUUAGCCUACCAUGGAGCAAAUAAGAAAAAUUUCAAAAUAAAUAGUAUGAAAAGAAAUUUCAACAAGAAUAAUGGAACAGUGAUUGGUAGUAAGAAGAAUGGACCUGAUCAAUCUUCCAUCUCUACUAAAGAACAUAAGGAAGACAAUCCCAAGACUUUGGAGGAGAUCGAGUGUUAUUUCUGUCACAAGAACGGACAUCUUAAGAAAAAUUGCUUCAAGUACAAGCAAUGGUUGAAGAAGAAAGAAGGUGUUGAUAUACAAGAGGAGACCCAGAACUAGGAAUAAUUAGUUCUUAUUCAUUCUUAGCGAGUUGGGGUUGAAACAAUUAGAUAGUUUCAGCUGAUUAGAUGGAGUUUUUUGGAUUCUCUUCUUAGUGUUAAGUCACAUUAGAUAUCUGUUUUCUAUUGAAAAUUAUGCACUUUGUUUUACGCAUUAGCUAUGCUUUAAGUCUUGAUAGUACUGGUGGUCAUACACUGUUUCUUAGAUUAGUAUGAAGAAUAUUUGUUUUGAUGCUAAGUAAUGACAAAUAAAAUCAUUAUAAGAUUGUCUGUGAGCAGUAUGUUUUCAUAUUAAGUAUUAAAGAUCCAUGUUUACCUUCCUUUCCCGUUUAACCUUAUUAUUGUGGGUCAAUUUUUUCUUGGUAGUUAGUGACGUUGUUUUAGCUUAUUGACUUAGUUGAAGAUAAACAACUAAAGAGUUCCUUGUUCCUAAAUUUUAAGAUAACAUUCUAGUAUUUUACUCAGAUACCGAUAGCGGAAAGUGGGGUAUCACUAACUGAAGUUUUUCUUCAUGACAUGAGUUUAUUAAGUAUAAGAAAUUAAGUGAAUCCUUGUUACUGGUAGGAUUGCCAAUUCUUCAUUGACCCAUUCCUUGAUUAACAUAGUUAUGAAACUUCGAGAUAUAGUUCAGGUUCUCGGAAAAAAGUAUUACUCCUGGAACAGUACGUCAUUUUGUUAGCGCAUGUAGAAAUUUAGUUAUCUCAAACAUUUUGACCAAUUUGGUUUUGUUAGACUAUUGUCUUCAAGAUUUUAUUGAUGCUGAUGUUGUUAGGCACGCAAGUGGGCUGACGUUGCUACCUCUGGGGAGGUGUGAGGUUGGUUCAUUUUCCGAAAGGCUCCCACCUGAUUUCUUAUUUCAAGAAAUCCAAAGGACUGUAUCCGGUAACUGAAAACUUGAAAUCCCCUAGACAAGAGAAAAGUAAGCUUUCUAUGAGUCGGUUUCAUGUACAUUGAGCUUGUGUCCGUAUUUCAAACCUAGAACACUUUUAGUUAUUGAACUAUGCAAGUCGGAAUAUGAAUCUUAUCUGAAAUUUUAAUGUAAUCCAGAUUUUUGGAGCGUAGAUGUUCAUUAUUACAGGAAAUUUUGGCUUAUGCACUCACUACAUAGGACUGUAGUUAAUUGUACACUAAAGAUAGUGCACAUCAUCUUUAAUGAAUAUAGUUGGAUACGUAUGCCUACGACUGAUUUUGUUGACUGAAAUAUUUAAUGAAUGAAAUUAUAUAUGUAUAUCAUGUCAAUUUUCAUUGUAUUUUCAAUAUAGGAAAAUUUAGCAUGUUUUGGUACAUUUUUCAGUGGGAAUUUUGCCCUCACAAUUUGAGUGAAGUAGUUAUGCCGUGGGAAUUCAAGAAUCGUUUGGUUCUGUUUUCGAGUGUGAGUAAAGUUCUGUUAAAGUUGCAAAAUGGUAUGAUUGUUAGCAAGAGCUUCAGUUGAGCUCAUGUGUUUGCUGUUUUAAGUGGGAGUUUAGACUUCCAUCAUUUUUCCUUCGGGUAAAAAAAUCAUUAAAGUGGUUCUUUUGGCCCAACAAAUUUUGAUUAUGGCUUAAGUUACAGUCACGUGGUACAGUAAAAUAACUCUUGUUUGAAUAAGUUGCUUUACUAUUGAUGCUUAAGUUGGAGUCAUCUAUUAUUGAUGCUUUACUUUUGUCUGUAUACAUUAAGGAGCCUAAGAUAGCUUUGCAUAAGUCGUGAUUUUGCUUGAGCUUAGCAUGGGUAGGCACCAUGCUUGAUGAGCUUUCUUCCUGGAUAGUUGGUAAUAUAUUUAUUACAAGCGGUAGCGGUAAUCUAUCGGGAUGACAUACACUUUAUUGUAUGAAGCAUGGACUAAGGAUAACACAUUAAAGUUGCGCUAAAUAUUGUGUUAUAUACACCACAUUUAUAGCCACCGUAAAUAAAAAGGAUGGACUACAGAUUCUAGCAACGCUAAAAUUGAGAUGAUGCACUGACCUUGCAUCAUAUUGAAUGCUCGUGUCUUCACUAUCCACUUUAGUGGUGCUAUUUUGUUUAGGUGAAGGUUAAGAUAUAUCUCUGUAAAAUACCCAAUGUGACUUGAUUUCUUCAAAUGUAUGAGUGGUCACCCGAUUUCAAAAAAUAGUGAUCCAGUGAUAUUUUCAUAAAACUACAUUGUGAUGUUUAGAAUUGACCAAGUGGGAGAAUGUAAGAUAUCCCAUAUAUUGUGGUCAAUACUAAACAUAAGUGUUUGCAAAACCUGGGCCU
This is a messenger RNA of Papaver somniferum (opium poppy), 3518 nucleotides long. RefSeq lists its product as uncharacterized. The transcript is spliced from 2 exons. NCBI's taxonomy places the organism in Eukaryota, Viridiplantae, Streptophyta, Magnoliopsida, Ranunculales, Papaveraceae. The record is from RefSeq and is a predicted model, not a curated record. The coding region runs from base 407 to 883 and encodes 158 amino acids.